AUGUCCACGACCCUGCCGAUAGCUCUCCUGGCGAUCUUGCACUGUGCUGUGGCAGAGGAUGUGGAGGCAAACACUUUCAACAGCUACCUCCAGGAGCAGGUGUGCCAGGCUUGCAAGGACUUGGACCCGGAGGACAAGGCCAUCUUGGAAGGUGUAGCUGCAGUGGAGCGCGCACAUCUCCACGAUGUCGUUCUGUACCUUGCCCUCCCUUUCGAUGUCUACACCCUGGCCUGGAUAUGGCAUGGCAUUUCAAACGAGGAUAUGCUGACAUGGAAGCCGCUGGACAAAGUCCACACUCCUUACCCGGCCGCAGCGAUGCGGCUGGCACUUCGAGUCUUCCACACAGGCCAGCAGUUUCCGGUUUUCAAGGCGCCUGACUUGGAUCUUUGCUGGCCAGUCUCCGGCCGACCGUCGGUCAGGGAGACCGGAGGUCAGCGGCGUGCAGGCACAGUGACUUCCAUCUCGGAAGGAUCGCACAGCAUCACAGUGGAGUACGACAAGGAGUCCGAGCAGUACGUGCCUGACGACACUGGGUGCUUCCCUUUGGUCGAUGCCGCCAGAGAAAGUCAGGCGAAGGCCUUGACCGAUGAGGAGCUCAUCAAGAAUGGCGUCAGCAGCGCCAGCUCCUUGAAGAGUUACUUGACAAAGCUGGGGAUCGUUGUCCAAGACGGCCACGACGGCACCAAACCGGAUCAAAUCCCCGGAAUUAGCGAAAGACUUCUGGCCCUGAAUCUCAAUGCCUUCGGCUCUUGGCAGGUUGGACCCAAGGAGAGCAGCUGGGAUCAGUUCCGCAUGAACGGCAUCUCCUUCGCUUCUGCAGCGGGCCUUGGCGGGCAGCUCCCUUUCUUGAAGGACAUUUUUGACGAGCGGCAGCUGGCAGCAAAUGUCCAGGAGCUCGUGCAGAAACAGCUUCAACUCCUUGUCUGCGUGGUUAAGAACCGGACUAUCGAGCCUGGUACCGUGACUGGAUGUGAUUCCCUCGUGGCAGACAUGAAGUCUUUGAUCAGCUGCCCAACAGCCACAGACCUCACGGAGCUGAUGUCGACAGCACUCCCUCCGUCAGUCUCGGCGUGCAAGAAGGUCGUCACGACUGUCGGUACUCCAAGCACAAAGUGUGGCACAGACGUUUUGCUGCAGUUGGUCAUGACUCCGGAUUUGGCCAACGAUCUGGCAUACCUUAGCAAGGAAGGGGGCUUUCCAGACUCAGCGCGAGAUGAGGGCGAAAGCUUCGUUCGCGGCUACAACGGAUUGAAGAACACCCCGAUUGGCCACUUGCCAGCUUUCGAGAUUCAAGCCACAAGGGGAAAGUUGUCGGCGCUCCGUUACACAGCGGUGGUGCCGAAGAAGAAGAGGACCGUAGUCCUGUCGUCUGCACUUUCGCUCGCCGCGGAGGUGCCGACGAAGGAGGAGCCCGAGUCCUGCGAGGUCGCGGUAGCAAAAGAGGGCGCCUCAGCCUUCCCUCCAGGGAGCACGCUUGCGUCUCCCUGCAACAUCUGCGGCACGAAUGCGUGCCAUGACCUGAAGCUGGGGCACAAACUGUGCGGAGGAAGCAAUCAGGCCCUCGUUACGAGCAUCACGAGCAUCGUUGCGGUUAGCAGCAAGCCACCGCUGCAGUCUCGUGAGACGCCAAGACUCUCGCACCUCGUGCGCAGCGACCCGCUACUCUUCCAGGGAGCAGGCAGACAGGAAUCUAAGGCCCUGACCGGUCUGGCUUUCAUGAGGGUCGGCCGUGUGACCCAGCAGCAGCAGUUUCUGCAGGCUGCGCACUCGUCCGUCUUUCGCGACACAAAGAUGAUGUCCGCCGUGGCAGGUAUUGCAUCGGAUAUCCGCGACACAGUUCUCGGACAUGUUGAUACAUGUUGGACCACAACAAGCACGACAACCUCGACAACAACCACAACUACCGGCGAGGUGAGGCCUCCCUUCUUCCAAGGUGAUGUUCAUCCCUUGAGGACUGCUGGCAUCAUGCUGUUGGCUGCGCUUUCUGUGGCCGCCUUGUGCUACUACAGGCUGCAGAGAGCCGCGCCGGCGCGUGGUUUGCGAGCCAUUGAAAUGCAAGUGGAUGCUAAGAUGGAGCAGCUUCUAAAAGAGAUGCCUGCAGAGGAAGAAGCACCACCGAGCUUUAUGAGCGCAAAGGACGUUUGGGAGACUCAGGCCUGGAGAAGUUUGAGCGGAAGUGCGACCGGAAGCGGGAGCAACCCGAGACGAGGUUCGGGAGCUUCCGGGUCUACAGACAUGCCACUGGAUGAGCCACUUCGACGCCCACCUGGUUUGGAAGAGAUCGAUGAAGGAGAUGUGGCUUCAACGCUCAAGGCCAUGUUCCCUCAUGCGAAGGUUCGAACCGGAUCCGAGGAAUCGGCUGAUGUCGAAGUCAGUGUGAGCAAUGAUGUCGAUCAGGAAGACUCGCUUGCCGACCCCGAGGUGUUAAGUCGCGUCGAGGCCUUGCAAAAGAGCACCAGUAGCGCCCUCGACGACCGCGCCCAGAAGAGCCUUGGCAGCCUGGAGGCUGCGAAGGCACUGGAGGUUCUACAGAAGGUGGAAGAGUUGGUGGAGGCCCAAGGGGGAGAAUGUCGCAACCUUUCCUCGAUGCUGCAAUCGGUAUGUCGUAAAAUGGAAAGGAAGAUGCUCUCGGACGCCAAGGCAAAGACGCUGGAGGUGAAUCCGGGCAUGGACCAAGCUGCCUCUGUCAGGCCAACGGCAGAGGAAAGCAAGGAGUACUGGACGGUGAAGCGCAUCGAGAAAGCAGCUGAGCGUGCCUUCGAGACAUGGUACGAGGGCGACCGAUGGCGGCUCAAGUUUUCCAUGGCAGGCCUAGACCCUUCGUUGUCGGACAUUGCAAUGGAGAGGUGCAUGGCCUGGCUGCGACGACGUUUAGCGGAGUUCAAGGAUGCGAGUGGUCCCAAAGUUCUUCGUCAAUGCCGGGCCGAGGAGACCGAGAAAUGCCAAGUGCCUCGAGUUUAUGGAGCUUGCUACGCGGCCAGGUGCCGCUUGCUCGCCGAGGUGCCUAUGGCCCACGAGCUUUUCUGGCUGAAGCGACAGGCGCGAAGAGCAGUCCUCAAGCGGUUAGCCAAGGAGGCGGCGGAAUUCGGGCCGGCGCUGCGUCGAAAGGCGGCGGAGCUGCGGGCGAGCGCGGCACGGCAACGACUGGAGAUGCUCCGGUCUGGGCAGGUGGAGCAGUAUGAAGCUCUGCUGUCGGAGACGAAGGACAAGCGGGUACAGGAAGUCCUGGAAGAAACCAACCGCAUUAUGGCUGAGAUCGGGCCAGUGUCGCCCAAGUUGGACGAGAAGGUCGGACAGCCACGGUCCCUGCAGCAUGGGCAAUUGAUGCCCCAUCAACUGGCUGGCCUGCGCUGGUUGGCAAGGUUGGUGGAUCAUCGGAUGAGUGGCAUCCUGGCAGAUGACAUGGGCCUGGGAAAAACUGUUCAAUCGCUUUCGCUGCUCGCUUUUCUGUCCGACAGCCGCGAUCAGCACGGACCACACUUGGUGGUGGCGCCACUGAGCACUCUCCAAAACUGGGUUGACGAGAUCAUGCAGUGGGUCCCAAGCUUCCGCUACCUUGUCUACCGCGGCAGUGAGCGGAACCUAUCUGCUGCCGAGAAGGCCAUUAUGUCGCCGGACCAAAAUCACAACAUCAACCUGGUUCUCACUACCUAUGAGACUGUGGCAAGCCGCUUCGCAUUCCUGGGCCACUAUCCUUGGUACUGCGUGGUAGUGGACGAGGGACAUCGCAUCAAGAACUUCCAUGCUCGCAGCAGCCAGGCGGUGAGGCGCCUGCCCUGUCAGCACCGCUUGCUGUUGACUGGAACGCCGAUUCAGAACUCACUGAGAGAACUGUGGAGCCUCUUGUCCUUCGUGGCUCCGGGCGCCUUCAACUCCCUGGAGAACUUCGAGCAGUGGUUUGCUUUGCCGCCCCCGCCGUCUGUCCGCCUGGGAGCCCAGGAGGCUGAUGAGGCCGAGAUGAGCCAGCUGCUCUCCGAAGAGGAGGAGCUGCUGAUCAUCCAGCGCCUGCACAAGGUGCUUCGCCCGUUCCUCCUCAGGAGGACGAAGGAACAGGUCCUCACGGACCUUCCACCCAAGACAGAGGCAGUGAUAUGGGUUCCACUGUCGUCUUGGCAGAAGGUGUUGUAUCGGAAGGGCCUCCGCACAAUCCAGCGUGUGGCAGGCCCGGCAAAAUUGAGUUCGGGCGGCGUGUCCGCCAAUGCCAUGUCGGGAAUGGCCUUGCGAAAGGCUGUAAAUCAUCCUUACCACUACCUGAGCAAGAAGGCUGCGUCUGGGCGGCCCGUCGAGGAGCUGAUUCGGGCUUCGGGCAAGCUUGAGUUCUUGGACCGGUUCCUACCGAGGCUGGUGAAGCUGGGUCACAAGAUUCUUAUCUUUGCACAGAUGCGGACCUCCUUGGACUUCCUUCAGAGGCUGUUGGAGCACCAGGGCCUUAACUUCUCGCGCAUCGACGGGUCCGCGCCCUCGACGAGGCGUGCGGAGGCGGUUAGCGAUUUCAGGCGCAAUGCCUCGAUCAGUGUUAUGCUGCUUACAACGAAAGCUGGUGGCUUGGGCCUGAAUUUGCAAGCUGCGGACACUGUCAUCCUUUUCGACAGUGACUGGAAUCCGCAGUCCGACCUUCAAGCCUGCGAUCGUGCUCAUCGGAUUGGCCAGACGCGGCCUGUGCUCGCUGUGCGCCUCAUGACGCCCACAGCCAUGGACCGGGGUCUCUUGGAGCGAAGCACCAGGAAGCUGCAGAUGGAGAAGAAGAUCAUCCGGGCCGGACACUUCUCUGACUCCUCGGCCGAGAUGUCCAAGUCGUUGCUGAUGCAGUUGGUGAAGGAGGCACGUCAGACGAACAAGGCUGAAAGCGGCCACCGCGCCAGCAGCUUGGCGGAGAUGAAUCGACUGAUGGCCCGGUCGGACGAGGAGAUGGAAACAUUCACUCAGCUCGAUCGUGGCUUAUUGGGUGAGGCGAACGAUGCCAGCACCACAGAGGAGAUCUUGGAGAAGGCUGGACGCCUCGUUCGGAUCGACGAAGUUUCCGCAAAAGCGGGCCGCAAGCACCGCCUCUCUGUCCGGGCCGUUGUGGACAGCCUUGACACCGCCAUCAGAAGCGCCAAGCGGCGGAUUCACUUUUUGGAGCCGUCCCUCGGUUCUCAGCAGCCCGGGGAGGGGCGACAGCGCGAAUAUUGGAGUUGGCCUGCUUUUGAAUCGACGCCCUCAUUCAACGAGUCAGGCUACCCGCAAGCAGGUGGGAGGGACGGGUGGAGGGAAGUUAUGAGUGUUCUUUGCGAAACAGCACCCGAGCUGUUAGAGUCAGCAUCCGGAAAAGAGGCUGCGUCCGGUGCUGGGCUGCGACUGCAAGUGGCAUUCGCCAGAGCAUGUUCAGACUGGAAGGUGGACUUCAGCCAGAACGACAUGAGCGACCGAGCGCUGUGGAUGCUGUUGGAUUGCCUAACUCAGUUUGAGGCUGGCUGUGGAGCGGCGGUUCCAGUGUAUUUCUUGGCUCCGGAAUGUACUUGGCAGGUGCAGGCCAGCUACCUCAAGCUCAACAACAACAGGAUUUCAGGGGCCGGAAUGUUGGCGCUUUGUGAGUUCAUUCGGAACAACAAGCGCGCAGGCCAGAUCUAUGAGCUGCACUUGUCGCAGAAUCAGAUCGAUGAUGCAUCAGCCUUGGAGUUGUUCCGGACGCUGAAGGAGCUGAAGCACAGGUACCCACCGAAGAGGGAGAUUCACGGCUAUGAAGGCCUGCACCUUGUUCCACUUUGGCUGCGGCUGAGUCGAAACAAGAUUCGCGACCCCGCAGCUCUGCUUGAGACACUGACGGCCGAGGAGAUCACGUUCUGCCCUGCGUUGCGCAGGGACGGAUGUGGCCCGGGGUACUGUUCCUGGGAGGAUACCCCGCUGGUUCACCUGCCCUUUUUCUCAGAGCAGGUCGCGGAAGAGGAAAUGGAACACGAUGCUGCCUACCCCGCGGAAGAGGCAUACGAUCGCGAUGGCGAUGCUCGUGAGCACAGGGACCGCCCCCGUCGCCGGGGAGGGCGAAACCGAAACCGCUGGAAAGGCACGGGAGAGGCCGCCGAGGACUGA
Messenger RNA from Symbiodinium sp. CCMP2456, 6069 nucleotides. The record is from the annotation of a GenBank genome assembly. NCBI's taxonomy places the organism in Eukaryota, Dinophyceae, Suessiales, Symbiodiniaceae.